Messenger RNA from Nerophis lumbriciformis (worm pipefish), 1048 nucleotides. RefSeq lists its product as uncharacterized. The record is from RefSeq and is a predicted model, not a curated record. Lineage: Eukaryota; Metazoa; Chordata; Actinopteri; Syngnathiformes; Syngnathidae.
ACUAUUGUAGAGCAAGUAGCAAUAGGUUGGUCUGGCUACAGGGGCUCUGACCAAGGGGGACAUCGACGCGCACAAAAAAUGGCUUGUGGAAUUCAUUUGGGGAUCUUGGUGAUUUGCUUAGUUCAGGCAGAACAUGCACGCUGUUUGUGGGCUCAAGGAGCUCAAAGAGAAAGCAACAAUGCAUAUGUUGGCUACUUGCAACAAGGUCUUGCUGGAAGCAAUCCCCAGAAUCAAUUCAGACAAGCCUCCAGUGUUCCAGCCUCGGCCCAAAGCGACAGCGAAGUGGCUUCUAAGGUGAAGGUGGCCGUGCAAUCAGAGCAAGAUGGUUACAGCUCAGUCAAGGUGCUGCGUCGGCGCCCUGUGCUCAGCCAACAAAGUGCACUCAUCAAGCCCAAAAAGUCUCCCGGGCUGGACCUCUCUACUUCUAUUGCAAGCUCUGGCACCUUAAACAAGCACAAGAGCCAACAGACCAAGGGCAACAGGAAGAGUUCGGGCUCACGCCGUGUCGGCCUUCCCAACAAGAAAGAUGCUUCAGCUCCGAGCCUCGCCGCUAAGAAGCAGAAACCUCACCGGCAGGUUCCCCGCAAGCAGCAAAACAAAGCCCGCCUCUUUGUGGCCGGCUACGGCGCACGAGAGUACGUUCCUGACAUGCAAACAUCUGCCACGGGCGCCGCAUCCGACACUGACCUGAAACCGAGCAAUGCAGGAACGUCUCAUCAGAGCAAAGGGUUCCACGGGUACGGAUGGGUUCCCCAGCACUCUCAUCCCCACCCUGGCAACAGGCGGAACCCCCAGCACGGCUCAAGCGAGAAGGUUGACUCCGGUAAAAAGUUUGCACCCACUGAUGUUCUCCGAAUCCCUAAGCGCUUCGGAGGGCACGCCAUCAGGCGAAUGAAGGCCCCUAAGCCCCAAGUGUUGGAUGAGGAGACCCAAAAAGCAUCCUUGCAGAAGAAACUAUUUUACAGACUGCCUUCCCGUAACUAAUCGAACAUUCUUGGACUUGGAUUGAGUGCAGUUUCUUGGAAAUAAAAAUAUUUGUACGCCUAAA